Molecule: messenger RNA, 718 nt
Organism: Cucurbita moschata (crookneck pumpkin)
Lineage: Eukaryota; Viridiplantae; Streptophyta; Magnoliopsida; Cucurbitales; Cucurbitaceae
Product: transcription elongation factor 1 homolog
Exons: 5
Coding region: 108-374 (88 amino acids)
Biological process (GO): transcription elongation by RNA polymerase II
Cellular component (GO): transcription elongation factor complex
Molecular function (GO): RNA polymerase II complex binding
Source: RefSeq, a predicted model, not a curated record
UUUCUUCAAUUUCAAUCCUUAUUCUUCAAUUUGACCCGCGAGACGACUACAACUGCGAAAGAUAAUCCAUCCCAAUUCGAUCAGCAAUCAGCCUCACGCCAUAAGAAAUGGGGAAAAGGAAGUCGAGAGCGAAGCCCCCACCUAAGAAGAGAAUGGACAAGCUUGAUACUGUUUUUAGCUGCCCCUUCUGCAAUCAUGGCACCAGUGUGGAGUGUCGCAUUGAUAUGAAGAACUUGAUUGGGGAAGCCUCCUGUGGAAUUUGCCAAGAAGGCUUUAGCACAUCCAUUACAGCCUUAAGCGAGCCAAUAGACAUAUAUAGCGAAUGGAUCGAUGAAUGUGAGCGGGUCAACAACCCUGAAGACGAUGGUGCUUAGGGGGGGAUCAAUUGGGACGUUUUCUGUAUGAAAAGAAGCUGGCUAGUUCGAAGUUCCUUUGAUGAAUCUAAAUUAAGAGGAGGGGAUCUUAUUGGUAGGUAUGACAACACUCCUACUCUCGUAGCGUGUAUGUACAGUAGUAUGUUGUGAUAGACAAGUGUGUGUACGGUAAUAUGUUGUGAUGUCUUGCAUGUUGACUUAAUCUUGAAUUUUAAGCACCUGUAACUUCGUUUCCUUAUUUUGAGUCACGAGUCUUGUGGACACAAAUAGUAAAUGUCACUGCGAAUUUUCGUGGGAUCCUGAAACCUCAUUUUGUUAAUGAAAUAUUGAAGGGUGUUGUUCUA